AUGGCUACCCAAACGCCGAUGCGCGAGGUGCCUGGCGCAUUUCUCGCGACCCCAGCCAUAGCCGCGAGAAACGAUCGCGUCAGUAGGCAACUCUUUGACACCAGCCGACCAUCCGCAGGAUCAAGAACAUCUUCGUCAACUGCGCUCGGUGUCAGGAUGAGCUCCCCUCGGGCUGGAGCAAUUAGCUCCGUCACCUCUGGGCAAGGCACAGAUGCUGCAGCUCCGUUACCGCCGCUAUUGAAAGCGGCCAAGUCAGUCAAGGGCGUUUUGCAGCAGGAUGAGAGCUACCCAGACCUCGAUUCUGUUUGUCGACCUGGUGCCACCUCGGAUUAUGACCUGCAGUUUGCCGACUCUCCCCUUGCGCCUUUCCAGCGGGCUCAGAUGUACCCGAUCCCCGACCGAAUCUUUGAGACUCUUAAUAUGAGCAACCUGACGACGAAGCUGGGACUGUUUGCAGAGAUUGGUUAUGCGUACGCCUGCAUUGACAACGCGCUGUUGAUGUGGAACUUUAGCCAGCCCAACCCUGAAAUUAUUGGAUUUGAGGACCAGCCGCACAGCAUACAGACCGUAGCUCUCGUACCGCCGAAACCUGGAGUAUUCCUUAGUAGUAUAACGCACAUCCUGGUGGUUGCUACCUCGCAAGACCUGAUCUUGCUUGGAAUUGCUGCGUCUAGCAGCCCCAACGGCUUGAAGACGAUAGAGCUUUACUCGACCAAGAUGGCUCUCGGCACUCCAUCGAGCCAUGUCAGCCAUAUAGUUGGCACGUCUUCCGGGCGCAUUUUCUUCGGAAGCAGCGACGAAACGGACAUCUACGAGCUUUGCUAUCAACAAGAAGAGAAGUGGUUCUCGGGCCGUUGUAGCAGGAUCAACCACUCUCAGCCAGGCUGGUCCUCGGUCAUGCCAAGGCUGCCUGCGUCCCUCGAUAUCUGGUCACCGCAGAAGAAUGAGUUUCUGAUCGACAUGAAAGUCGACAACUCUAGGAAUCUUCUCUAUACUCUUUCCAACAAGUCAACCAUCAGAACCUACCACAUAGAAGCUCCCGAUCGCCUCACGUGUGUCAUCACCAAGGAGAAAAACCACUGCUUGCGAGACGUCACCCACUGGAAUCAUCCAUCACCGUUGCUGACCGAUGCCAUGGCUAUCGUAGCCAUUAGCCCGAUCCCGGCCAUGGAAGCAUCAAAACUGCACUUGAUGGCAUUGACCAGCACAGGCUGCCGUCUUUUCCUCAGCGCUACAAGCUCGGCCUCGUAUAUGAUCAACACCUCGUCCAGUUUGGCACCGCAGUCCAUGCAGGUUCAGUUCGUCAAGUUUCCGCCCAAGGACCUCAACCGGGACAGGCGCAACACUGGAUACGAUGCAUCAGGAGACUCCCUCACCGACCUGCAGUCUAGAAGUCUGGAAGUAAGUGAGCUCGGCUUCAGGUUCCCGCCAGGCUAUUUUAUCGACUUUGUCAGGAAGCCCGGCACUCCCGAUACGACGACAAUAUUCGCCUCGGCGCCGGAAACUGGCCGCAUCAAGGCCAUUGGCGCUGCAUCAGCGCUGAAGUUCUAUGAACACGCCAACUGGAUAGAUAUUGGGCCAAAAACCGUCGCUCUCGAUGUGGGCCUGAUCAACAAGCCGUUCGCAGCCGCCAAGCAGCCUCUGGGCUUCGGAAACGAGUUGGCUGUUCAGUUCGACGAAGACCCUUGCGAAUUCGCCAUACUUACCAACAGCGGCAUCUACCUUGUGCGUCGGAGGCGCUUUGUCGACAUUUUUGCCAACACAAUGAGGGUCACUUCUGGAGAGGAGAGCCUCGACAAGGACAUCCGCAAAUUUAUCCAGCUUUACGGUCGCGUUGAGACAGUAUCGGCCGCGCUGGCUGUUGCUUGUGGUCAGGGCACCGAUCUCAGGACAGGUACCAGUCGGGUGAUGGAUCAAGGGACAGCGGAUCGGGCAAAGUCGGUCUUUGUCAACUUUGGCGGGCAGCCUUUGCUUGCCGAGUCUGACGGGGCCAUCUCGCCAGAAUCUGUCAAAUUGUCAUCUCGCCAUGACGCCCUUGCGCUGUACCUGACACGUCUAAUUCGCAGCUUGUGGAAAGCCAAGGUCAUAACCGCAAGAGUCGAUGCCAGUGCAGUUGGCGGUGUUGUUGUGAGCUCCACCAUCUCGACGGCUAAGCUGACAAUAGUCCAAGAAAAUAUCGAGAGGCUGCGCAAUUUCUUGAACACAAAUAAGGGGAUCAUCCAGGGCCUCUCGGGUCCAGCCGAUCUACAAAGGGUCAGCAGUCGUCAGGAAGAGGUUGCACUUCAGGCCGAGCAUCAGGCGCUUCAUGCCCUCCAAAAGCUUAUGGAGAGCAUCUCCGAGGGCAUCUCCUUCGUUUUGAUGCUUUUCGACGAACGUGUCACCGACAUCUUUUUGCGCUUGGAGAGUAACACUCGGGACGAGCUGAAGGAGCUUACAUACGAAAGCCUCUUCUCCCAGCCAGCCGGAAAGGACUUGGCGAAGCUGCUUGUUAAAGCUAUUGUUAACCGCAAUAUUGAAAGUGGCUCAAACGUGGAGACAGUAGCAGAUGCGCUGCGCAGGCGGUGCGGUAGCUUCUGCAGCCCUGACGAUGUGAUCAUCUUCAAGGCGCAAGAGCAGCUGAAGCGGGCGUCUGAGCAGACUCUGAACCACAGCUCGCAGCGCACUCUGCUCAGUGAGAGCUUGAGGCUCUUUGAGCGUGUUGCCGGUAACCUCACGUAUGCCAACUUGCGGAGCGCUGCAGAACAGUAUACCGACUUGAAGUACUACGCGGGUGCUAUUAGGUUGUGCCUGGUUGUGGCAAAGGAGAAAGACCGCGGCAACGCAGCUCUCGCUUGGAUUAAUGAGAACAAGCCGUCCAACGACCCGAGGGAGAAGAUAUAUAAUGAGCGACAGCGCUGCUACGACCUUGUCCAUGCCGUGUUGGAGCGGCUGGAUGCAGAAUCCUCAAAAGAACCCGAGCUUGUCGAUGGGAAGCCUUCCCUUGCCGCCACCAAGCGCAUGGAAGCCUAUUCCGUCGUUAACGACUCGGACGACGAAGUGUUCCACUUUGGCCUUUAUGGCUGGUACGUCGAACAAAACUGGACCGAUCGCAUUCUUGCGAUCGACUCGCCCCACGUCAUAACGUUCCUCAAGCGCCUGGCAGGCUCGGACGUUCGUCACGCAGAGCUUCUCUGCAGGUUUUACACGCACAGGGGGCAGUUUUAUGAUGCGGCUCAGGUACAGGCUGAACUUGCCAAUUCCGAGUUCGACAUUGGCAUCAAGGACCGCAUCACUCUCCUCAGUCGCGCCAAGGGCAACGCAAGCGUAAUGGGUGCGGGAGGUAACAGGCAGCAGCAGCAGUUAUUGAGCCAUGAAAUAUCAGAGCUCCUCGAGAUUGCACACAUUCAGGAUGAUCUGCUGGAAAGGUUGAAGGCCGAUCCUCGCAUAGCAGACGAACGAAAGAUGGAGAUUGAGAAGGUCCUGGAUGGCCAAAUACAGGGCUUAACUGAGCUGUUCAACACAUAUGCGGAUCCGGCAUGCUAUUACGAUCUGUGUCUGCUUGUCUACCAUGCGGCGGACUACCACAACACGAGGCUCAUCGCUGACACUUGGAAAAACCUCAUCGACGCCACGCACAGGGAAAUCUUGGAACGUCACGAGGCUUAUAAUGAGUACGAGAACAGCGGGGGACGACUCCCAGCCGGUGUCACUGCACCACCGGCACCGCCACCUCUGCCGUACGAGGCCGUCUCGAUGCAGAUCCAGAACAUUGCGCAUCGCACCUCCCUGGACACCAUGAUCUUCCCUAUAGACACCCUGCUGCCAAUUGUGUGCGAGUACGCCGUUGCGGAGAGUCAGGACGAGAGCAUCGGAGCGGAUAACUCCUGGCCAGUACUGCUCUUCCUCCAGCUGCAGGUAUCGCAGUCAGUGAUUGCAAAGAUUCUAGAGCGCAUCUUUGACGCACAGGAAGCCCCCUUCACUGGGCGAAAGAAGAGGAUCGUUGCCGAGUGGAUCAACACGACCGUCGAGUCGUGGCUGCGCGAGGUCGAGAGGCAGGGCAGCGGGAAGCAGGAUGGUGCGCUCUCAUCAUGGGUCUUUGAGCUUCUGGGCCGGGUCGACGAGGAGAUGUUGCAGCUCGCCGGAAACGUCCGAGACAGCAGUGCCAAGCAGAGCGCCGAAAAGGUUGGGUUCCGGGCUCGGCAGCUCCGGAAUACAGUAGAUAGGGCGGUGAGGAGCACGAGCCUGACAGGCUCGAUGAGGUAUCUAUGA
Molecule: messenger RNA, 4248 nt
Organism: Pyricularia pennisetigena
Lineage: Eukaryota; Fungi; Ascomycota; Sordariomycetes; Magnaporthales; Pyriculariaceae
Exons: 3
Coding region: 1-4248 (1415 amino acids)
Biological process (GO): transcription-dependent tethering of RNA polymerase II gene DNA at nuclear periphery; protein import into nucleus; protein localization to nuclear inner membrane
Cellular component (GO): nuclear pore; nuclear pore inner ring
Molecular function (GO): structural constituent of nuclear pore
Source: RefSeq, a predicted model, not a curated record